Messenger RNA from Fusarium graminearum PH-1, 1147 nucleotides. RefSeq lists its product as uncharacterized. The coding region runs from base 228 to 1016 and encodes 262 amino acids. Gene Ontology annotation, cellular component: mitochondrion. Lineage: Eukaryota; Fungi; Ascomycota; Sordariomycetes; Hypocreales; Nectriaceae. The record is from RefSeq and is a predicted model, not a curated record. The transcript is spliced from 3 exons.
CGAGAGACGCAAUGCUUUGAUUAUGAAUCUGGACGGUUUCCCGCACAUUUACAAUCACACAAACACACUACCCUAAGUCCGAAAGCUCCGAUCAGUUACGAGUUAUUAUCGCCUCUGACCCGGCCCAAACCGAUCACGAGAUUUUCCACGACGUCCUGUUGGAUCGCAACACGAGGCAUUGAAACUUUGUGUGAACAAAUCCAAACUAUUUUCUUCUGGUUGAAGCCAUGUUGAGACAACCAAUUCGCAGCGUGCACGCGCCAGCACGAGCUUUUGGCCAGUCAGCUCGGCAGGCAGCCUGGAAUGGCGCAUGGUCAAGGCAUUUCACAUCGCAGUCAGGAAACCAAACUGGGCGUCAGGUUUGGAGAUGGAAGACUGGGACACUUCCGUGGGAAGGCGUGAUGGCUCGCCUAAAGAACACCCGCUUCACACCAGGAACCACAACACCGAGCAUGCUCCAGGGCGUGUUGAGGCGUGGAUUCCGAUUCACAACGAAGCGCAAGACAAACAAAGGGCCGACCGUUGGCAAAACCGAUGAAGCCAAGGGUCUCAGCGCGAGGCUUAGGAAACUCACAAAGGAGUACGGCUGGGUGACCGUUGGCGUUUACCUUGGGCUGUCUGUUCUGGACUUUCCGUUCUGCUUCCUAUUUGUUAGGAUGGUAGGACCUGAGAAGAUCGGUGAGGUAGAGCAUCGUGUGAUGUCAACAGUCAAGCAGAUGAUCCCCGAUUCUGUCCGGGAAGCCUGGCACACUUAUUGGCAGUCUUUCCGGAAGGCUGAGGCCAAGGCACUGGGCGAUGACGAAAUUAGUGACAAAAUGGAGAUGGCCACCUGGGGGGUUGAGAAGGCUCAGGAGCGCAACCGCGUCGAUGCUAGCUUGGCAACUCAGCUGGCGUUGGCGUACGCCAUUCACAAGAGCUUCAUCUUUAUUCGAGUGCCAUUAACGGCUGCCGUAACGCCCAAGGCUGUCAAGGUGCUCCGAUCUUGGGGCUGGAAUAUUGGAAAGAAGAAGGCGUAGACGUUGUGAGAUGGGAUCAUGCCGCUUCCAGACUGAGAUUCAACCAAGCCUCAUAAGACAGAAUCGAUCCAUUUAUGAAACGUCUCGAUUCUAGUCAGAGCCACUCAGCCAUGUUUUUUGUAUAAUUAGAA